Messenger RNA from Asterias rubens (European starfish), 2060 nucleotides. Its product is annotated as protoporphyrinogen oxidase-like. Lineage: Eukaryota; Metazoa; Echinodermata; Asteroidea; Forcipulatida; Asteriidae. Gene Ontology annotation, cellular component: mitochondrial inner membrane. The transcript is spliced from 11 exons. Gene Ontology annotation, biological process: heme biosynthetic process. Gene Ontology annotation, molecular function: protoporphyrinogen oxidase activity, oxygen as acceptor. The record is from RefSeq and is a predicted model, not a curated record. The coding region runs from base 85 to 1614 and encodes 509 amino acids.
CCGACUGGUUACGACGAGACGUGCAAAAAUGCAAUGUUUACAAAUAAUCUGACCCAGUUAUUGUCGUUAUAAAACUCGAAAAUCAUGGCACUUCGAGGUGGAAAAGUUGAUUUUUUGGUGCUAGGAGGAGGAGUUGGUGGUUUGUCAGCCGUAUUCUACCUGCAACGUUUACUGGCUGCUGCUGAGACGGGAAACAGCAAAGACACUCAAGAAAACCCAACCAGUAAAAAGAAGAUAGCGUUACUUGAAGCCACAUCUCAUCUCGGCGGCUGGUUGAACACAACACGAACCAACGAGGGCAGCAUUCAUGAAGCAGGCCCCAGAAGUAUGAGGCCCCAGGGAAUCGUAGGGAAAAACUCAUUAAAUCUGGCAUCGACCCUCGGACUAACAGAUGAGGUUGUAUCUGUUCUUCAUUCCCAUCCUGCCGCUCAGCGACGGUUCGUCUACACUCGAGGUAAACUUCAUCAACUCCCCUCUAGCCUCGGUACACUGCUCAGGAGACAGGAGCCCUUCUCCAGGCCGUUGGCCUUUGACCUUGCCAGAGAGAUGCUUGUGAAGAGGUCAAAGGUUGAGGAUGAGACAAUGUACGAGUUUGGCCUGCGACGAUUUGGAAAAGGGAUUACAGAAAAUCUUUUGGACCCAUUUUGUCGAGGAAUCUUUGCUGGGAAAUUGUCCGAGUUGAGUGUCCGCUCCUGUUUCCCUCCACUGUUUAAUUUUGAAAGAAAUUACAGCUCAGUCAUUCUAGGAGGUCUACUUGGACGAGCAAGUACUGAUCCAACAGUAGGAGCUUCUGACCUCGUUCAACGAGCCAAAAUGGAGAAGUGGUCAGUUUGGUCUCUCAAAGAUGGUCUACAACGCUUGACAGACAGGCUUCAUGAGGUGGUCAGUGAGCAGGCCGGAGCUGAGGUUCACGCACAGACGCCUUGCACCAAGAUUGAAUUUAUACCAGACCCAAAUGCCACACAUCAAAAGAUUGCCAUGGUACACACCUCCGAUGCCGUGUGGGAGACAGACAGGUUGAUCUGUGCAUUACCUGCAAGAAAUCUGGUUGAAGUACUUCCCGUUGAUCUUGACCCGCUGUCCGACCAUCUACAAGAUGUAAAUAGUGCCACUGUGGCCGUUAUUAAUCUGGAGUAUGAGGGCUCACAUCUUCCGACUGAGGGAUUUGGUUACCUGGUUCCUUCUCAUGAGCGAUCCAACGUUCUUGGAGUGAUUUUUGACUCGUGCGCAUUCCCUCAACAUGACAGACCGGGGCCAAAGACUACUAGAAUAACUUGCAUGAUGGGAGGGGCGUGGUUCCGUGAACUCUUUGGUGACCCCGACAAGGUGGACCCUGAGUGGCUAGCCUCCGUUGCCAUGGAGACACUGAAAAGCCAGAUAGGACUCGUUGCCAAGCCGACAUAUUGCAAAGUAAACCUGUCUCAGGAUUGUAUACCUAACUAUCGAGUCAACCACCACAGACUUUUAGAUAACAUGACUUCUUACAUAGAGGAUCAGAACCUUCCACUCACUCUGAUUGGAGCGUCGUACAAAGGCGUAAGUGUCAACGAUGUCAUAUACAACUCGAGGCUGGCUGCCCAACGUCUAGUUCCUAAUGGUCACCUCAUAGUGUAGUAUGAUAAACCAGAACAGACUGGUUAAAUCAUCUAAAGCAACGUCCAAGAGCAAGUUCAGGUGAGGGACUAGACUAACCAGAAACCAUAGAGCACAGGGUGCAGCCAUCUUGAAUUUUCUUAUUGAUAUCAAUGUUACCAAACUGGAGGCUGGAAGAACAAGAUAGUCUGGUUCCUAUUUGCAAAAUGGUUAUUAGCAUUCAAUAUUGUUAUUUGCCACGAGGUCAUGACCAAGAUGGAGGCAUCAUGAUAAAGGUCUGUAUCAAACCAUGCACUGGAACAUGGUUGUUAUGGUAAAUUCGAGAGCUACGCCACAGUUUCUGGUCAAGUCUAGUCUCUCACCCGAAUUUGCUCCAAAUUUAAAGGAACACGUUGCCUUGGAUCAGUUGAGUUGGUCUUUGAAAAGCGUUUGUAACCGUUUGUUAUAAAAUGCAAGAAAUGUUAGAA